Molecule: messenger RNA, 834 nt
Organism: Durusdinium trenchii
Lineage: Eukaryota; Dinophyceae; Suessiales; Symbiodiniaceae
Source: the annotation of a GenBank genome assembly
CUAGCCUUGAUUUCGCAGUUCUUUUCCAACAUGGUUGCAUGUUUGCCUGCUGCCGUAUGGAUUGAAAGACACGGCGCAGCCGUCUGCCGUACGGCCGCGCUCAAACGGAACGCUUUGCCUGCACGGGGCUACCAUGAGACGAGCGAAACGGGCAAUCCUUCUCAUGUCACUGGCAGCCCAGGCUUGGUCGCCUUGGAGCUUUUGCCCCGCGAGAUUGAAUGCUCGCGUGGGAUGCCAGGCUGACCGCCACUUGGCUGGAGCGAAGGAGGACUGGACCUCAGCGUUUGAAUUGGCCGCAUCAGCGUCAGGCACGAAGCUGGACUGGUUGUGCCUUCCCUGCCUUGUCCUGUUAUUGGCGUGGCCAGUGGCUGCCCUUUCACCACAGGCAUGUCAUGAUGCUGGCCAGGAGGCAGCAGCUCGCAAGGCUGCCAAGGGCUGCUUUAUGACCAUCGAGGGCAAGAAGUACGAUGCAUCAUCCUUUGUCAAUAAGCAUCCUGGAGGGCCAGUGUUUCUUGCAAAGGCCUGUUGUACCGAUGCCACCGAGCAGUUCCAGGCAAAUCAUCGCCUCCUCUCAGAAGGAAAGGUACAGCAGCCGUUGCGCCAAAUGACCUGCAGCAACGCCCGCAAAAAGUCGUUCGGUCAGAUGACGGCCCCGACGGUGCGGACGGAGGGAUCGGGUCAUAGCGAGGUGUUUUCCUUGGCAAAGCUCCCGCCACCCCCAUGGCGAGUCCGCAGUGCCUAGAAGACUCCGGUCGACCUGCAGCUCCGACCGGCCACGGCGUGGGUUUUUCGGUGCAUGAGCCGGAACGACUCAUCCAGCUGGAUAUUCUGGGC